Peniophora sp. CBMAI 1063 is the source of this 720-nucleotide messenger RNA. The record is from the annotation of a GenBank genome assembly. Lineage: Eukaryota; Fungi; Basidiomycota; Agaricomycetes; Russulales; Peniophoraceae.
AUGCCCUCUCCCGAGUUUGUGAGCGUUCUGCGAUUAGCGGGCCUUGAUGAAUGGCUUGAGCCAGAAAGCGGGUUCGAGUCCUCGUCGCGCAAUGGGCCACAUAAACGGUUUCUCGACGACCGACUCAGUGGUCGCAGCUGUCUCGAGAUCCUAAGACUCCUCGCAAAGAACGUCAACUUUGCAGCAUACCGUGCACAACAAAUACCGGCAUUUCCGUUCAUGCGGCCAUCAUCGCCAGAUUCAUCUACUUCUGCUCAGGAAAUCGAUCCAUCGAGUUCUCCGCAUACUUCACCACUCGGCCUUCGCAGCGUCAAGCAAGCACGCCGUGAUCCGCCACCUGUAAUCCCGAAUGCUCACAAGCCUGGUAUCUUCUCGACGUAUACGCAGGAUGUGGAGGUGGUACUUUCUGGCAUUACCAUCAGUCGUGCAGCCGAUGGGGACGGAAAGGGGCAAGAGAGCAGAUACAAUCGAACUGCCGUAGACGCUUCGACAGCGCCCUCCACACCCCCACGAUCCGGGCGCGAUCACACCAGCGAUCGAACGAAUGAGGCCCUUCGUGAACCGGGCAGACAGGCCGAAAGGGGCGAAGACAACGUCCCUCUUCCUCUUACGCCGGUAUUGACGGAUGUGGUCGUACACGGCGACCGCGACGCAAUCGAACUUGGACCGGACUGGGCGUUAUCGGCGUCGACGAGUCACCCAGAUAAAACUAAGAUUUAG